AUGGAUUCAAGAAGUCGACAUCAUCCUCUUCGUGAAUCAUCAGAAGGGUACAAAAGUGGCAGUUAUCGACUAUCUACUCUGAAAACUUGUGCUUAUGGAUGCUGCAAAAAAACCGAUAACAUUCUAGAAGAUUUUCUUCACAAAAAUGGGUUUCUUCAAGGUUUUUGUUCCGAUAUCACCGUCAAAGCGUUUGAUAAGGAAUAUAACCUUCAUAAGUUGAUUUUAUCCAGGGCAGGAUAUUUCAGAGCAUUGUUUCUUAGAUGGUCAGACGAUGAUUCCAAAUGCCAUGAGUUAUUAUUUGAUUCUAUACACGACAACAUAAACCGUACCUCGUUCGAGUUGGCAAUCGGUGGGCUAUAUGGGGGAACCGAUAAGAUUGCCGAAGAAGCGUUAGCAACCAACAUGAUUUCUACAGGACAGUUCUUGGAUAUUCCUGAACUUGUAUGCAACGCAACAGAUUACAUUGUCAGUGAUUUAAGCUUUGAUACUUUGAGGAAGUACACCCUAUUUGCAUAUAGUCAUAAUUUGGGAACCCCGUCAGAGAGAAUUUUAGAUAGUGCUAGAGGGUUAUUGUGUAUUGAAGGAUAUGAAAAAGGUGUGGCUUCAUGGGACGGACUUCCUACAGACCUUAUUGUGGACGUGGUUAGUAAUGACUCCUUUUUCGUACCCACAGAAUGGGAUAGGUGUCUAUUUAUUAUCAAGUUAAUCGAAAAAAGAAUUAAAGUCAACAUUUGCGUCAAAGAUGAAAAUUCAGUAAUAGCAAACAAUGAAUCGACGCUGCUGAUAUCUAUUGAAGAGAAUGACCUAAGUGGCACCAAUGGGUUAGAAGCUCCAUUGAGAGAUUUAAAGUUGAAUAAAAAAACUGUGCGGCCUGCCAAGUCAAUGUACAUGAAUAAUUAUAAUAAUGAUAGAGUAAUACCUUUAAAAUCACGAUCUUCUUCAUUUAGUUACUUUGGCACCAAAAAGAGUAACGCAAACUCCAGCUUUGAGGACACUCAAUCAGUCAUAACUGAUGUGUCCGCAUACGAUGAAGACGAUGACGAAUUAUAUUUUGAAGAGAUAUCCAAAUUAAAGCAUUGUCUUUGCAAAUCAGUUUAUUUUUGCCAUUUAUCAUUUGAACAAUUACAAAUAUUGGAAACUUUGACAGAUGCCAAUGGUGAACCGUUCGUUGAUUCAAUGGUUUUAAGAGAUGCUCUUUGGGUUCAAUCUACUUUGCAUCGUUUGAUAGUAUCUACUCCAAAAUCAGAUUCUAAAUUGAAUAUUACUAAACUUGGAGAAUCUCAGCCAGGAAUUAAUGGUUUUCAGCCGCCGUGGUAUAAGGUUCCUGUAAAGGAUGAAACGGUUUAUGGAUCACCCAAGAAUUUGGAUGCGAUUAUUGAUGAGAAACAGAAAAUUUUGGAAACUGUGAAUGAUGAUCCUGAGCCCGUUGAUAUUGAUCAGCGAGAAAAAGAAGAGUACUUGCAAGAGGAUGAUGAUGACUCUGCUAAGAGUUGUGACACAUCUGGCGAUGUGAUGACAUCAAAAUUAGACUCUAAUGACUCCCAGUAUCAAUCAAAAAGCCUGCUCCUUGAAAACAUUAUGAAACAGCAUUCUAAAAAAAUUAAUUCCAGAAAGCUUUAUAAAUGGUCUAAGUAUCCACCUUUUAGGUUUUCAGUGGCAUUUUGUGAUAUUUCUAACUUGGACACUGAAAAGCGUUUGUAUGGGAAAGUUUUAUGGUAUGCCGGAUGUUAUUGGAAUCUUUACAUUCAAAAAAUCAAGAAGCACAAGAAAUUUCAGCUUGGAGUAUAUUUACAUAGAGCGCUGAAUCCAGGACCCCCAAAGAAUGGAUAUAUAAAUCAGGAUAUUUUCAAGAGUUAUGAUAUUGUCAAUGGUCUCAAUACCAAUGAAACAAUUGGUGAGCAGUUUAAUAAUGCUGUCGAUUUGCAGAAUUCGGCUUCUAACGGAGGGUUGAGUACGGUGGUGGUCAAUGAAGAUGAUGCCUUGCCAAACUCUACAUUAGAUUCAUUGGGGCUUAAUAAUGACGAAGUGUCAAUGAACUUGAGUUCUCAAUUUGGGGAUUAUACUAACAGUGAGGAAGUUUUUGCCACGGCUAACAACAGUCAAAUUUCCCGUCGGGCAUCAGCGCUUGAUUCUAUUGAUCCAAAGAAGUAUGUUCAAGAAAAGGACAAAUCUAUUCCGAGUUAUGAAGAUAAAAGAAGUCAAAUUUCAGUUUACUUUAUCAUCAGAACCCCGUCAGAGAAGACUAAAUCGAGUUUGAUUUGUUUCACUAGCUCGCCUAGUUUGUUUAGCACAUCACAGAGCUGGGGUUGGAAAAGUAAUAGUAUGUGCACUUUCAAUGAGGAUGGAAGUUUGUCAUUGAAGGAUAAAAAGUACCUUAAGUUCAUGGUAACGCUUGGCACUGUGUAA
This is a messenger RNA of Saccharomycopsis crataegensis, 2406 nucleotides long. RefSeq lists its product as uncharacterized. The transcript has a single exon. Gene Ontology annotation, molecular function: protein binding. The record is from RefSeq and is a predicted model, not a curated record. NCBI's taxonomy places the organism in Eukaryota, Fungi, Ascomycota, Saccharomycetes, Ascoideales, Saccharomycopsidaceae. The coding region runs from base 1 to 2406 and encodes 801 amino acids.